AUGUACCUCAUCUACACGAUAACAAGACUCAUUGAAGUAUCGCGAGAGUGCAAAGGACCGCUCUGUCUCACUUUCAUCGAUUUACAGAAGGCCUUCCAUUCAGUUGAGAUAGAAGCAGUCUUGGAAGCCCUUGACAGUCAAGGAGUUCCUACUCAGUAUAUGAAGGUUCCUCGUGAGCUGUACAAAAAUUUCACAACUAAGAUAUCACCAUUCUACAACGAUAUUAACAUUGACGUCAGAGGAGGAGUUGGGCAAGGCGAUACCAUCUGGCCAAAAUUAUUUACCGCCACACUCCAGAACGUCAUGCGAACAUUGGAAUGGGAUAAUAUGCGAGUGAAAGUCGAUGGUCGGCAGUUACAUCAUCUUCGCUUUGCUGAUGACAUCGUCCUUAUAACACCAAACAUUAGCCAGGCGGAACGUAUCUUUGCCGACUUUGAUAAAGUCUGUGGAAGGUUUGGUCUUCGACUAAAUCUCAUAAAAACGAUGUUCAUGAAGAGCGCAUUGGUUUUGCAUGAUCCAUUCACGCUCAACGGAACGAGUGUCUCCGAAUGCUCCAGUUAUGUCUAUCUAGGUUGGGAAAUCAAUAUGAUGAACGACUUAAGUCCACAGCGGAGCAGAAGGAAACGAUCGGCUUGGGGAGCUUUCAAGAGCAUCGAGGAUGUAGUGAAGAAGACAAAGAAGACCCGACUCUGA
Molecule: messenger RNA, 693 nt
Organism: Angiostrongylus costaricensis
Lineage: Eukaryota; Metazoa; Nematoda; Chromadorea; Rhabditida; Metastrongylidae
Source: the annotation of a GenBank genome assembly